GCACACAAUGAGGCGCCGUGGAGUCGCUCAACAAUGACGCGUAUUCAGAGGGCAGGUCGGCACGCCGCCGCAAAUACAAAUAGCUGCAAAGGUUGGCACAAAAUGGAAGCUUUCAAAAUUGGACUACGCAGAGUCGUCUGCGAUAACGGAGGAAGGGGAAUUUACCGAAGCGAUGUGUAGAGAGGUAAGGAAUAAGGAAACAACAAAACGAAAAAAACGAGAAAGGAGGGGAACGGAAGUGCGACGGUCUCCUCUCCGGUGAGCUCGUAGCGGCAGAGGAGCACCUUUUUGCAGACGAUCUCGCGUUGCAGACGAUUUUCAGCUGCAGACGAGUAGCAGACGACACCUCAAACAGGUGACCGAACCAGCAAGACAACCUGAACUUGAGGACUGCACAUCCGUAGCAGGCGAACAACACGGCGGACCAUUUGUCAAAGUUUGACUUGGAAGACAUUCCUCAGGAUCUGCUGCUACUGCUGCUCGAGAAAGCAGCAUUCUUCAGCGAUGGUCACCAAAAACAGCAAGUCGUCAGCACCGACUAGCAAUGGCGGGGGAAAGAGAAGCAAUAAGACCAAAGAUUCAACGGUCAAGAAAGCUGUUUUCAUCACGGGCUGCGACACCGGAUUCGGCCAUGAGCUAGCCAAGCGCCUAGACGCCGGCGGAUUUCAAGUGCUAGCCGGAUGCCUGAACCCGAGUUCAGAGGGAGCCACCAUGCUCCGAGACUUCUGCUCCCCGUCCCUCAGGGUCGUCCACCUUGACGUGACCAAGGAGGACCACAUCCGACGGGCCGCUAAGACUCUCGCAGGAGAGCUCGGAACCAGAGCGCUGUGGGCGGUGGUGGCCAACGCCGGCAUGAUGUCGGCCGGAGAGCUGGAAUGGGGCAGCAGCGACAGCGUCCGCUACCUGUUCGAGGUGAACGUGUUCGGCGUCGUCAACGUCGUCAAGAUGGCGCUGCCGUUCCUGCGGCGCACCCAGAACGCCAGAGUGGUCAUCGUGGCCAGUGUGGCGGGGCGCGUCACGUACCCAGGCCUGGCGUACUACUGCAUGUCCAAGCACGCGGUGGUGUCCUUCGCCGACGGACUCCGGCGCGAGAUGCGCAAGUGGAGCAUCGUCGUCUCCACCAUCGAGCCCGUGCUGUACAGAACCAAGAUGGCGCUCCCCGAGCAGAUCCAGUGCUCCAUGGACCAAGCCUGGCAAGACAGUCCAGAGUCGGUGCGCGAGACCUACGGCAAGAACUACUUCGAGGCGUUCCGGUCCCGCUGCCUCGAGUUCCUGGCGAGGCGGUGCAGGGACGAACUCUACGAGGUCGUGGACAACAUGGUGCACGCCGUCAGCUCCAGGAGACCCAAGCGGAGCUACUUCUGUGGCGGAACGGGCGACCGGUUCCGGUUCAGCCUGUUCCGCAUGUUGGCGCCGACCACAGUGGACCGGAUUCUCUGCUCCAUCAACCAGAGCGAAAUACGGAGGUCCAUCUCGGACGAAUGAUUGGGACUGACCGUGUCUCGGCAUGCUCGCGUUCCUUCGCCGUCUGCUUCUGGAGACCUGUCGUGGUAGCGGACGAACGUUGAUACAGUAGCCAACAUCCCCAAUCACAUUGCUCAAACAUCCUACAAAAGACCCGAUCUGCCGACAUUAUAACAGAAAGAUCUGCGGACACACGUCAAGCACGGCUGAAGUAUGUUUUCUUCGUACAUAUGCUUUCUGCUUCGAUUAUGUCCGCAGACAGUUUUCGUAUGGCCAACGUGACAGGGUGGCCCUACAAGGAAGGAAUACCCCUGAGACCAUGUCUGCAGGCGGUCUUUUGUAUGAUGUAUAAGCAGUGAGACUGCCGCUUAAGUAGUUAAGCCAAUCACGGAGUGUAGCCGAAGCCGGUAUAGGAACGUGCACCUUCAAAGGGAACCUACUGGAAGCCUCGGAGCGUCAGCCGAAGUUUCGCUCCCUUGUUGUUGUUGUUGUUGCUUUGGUGCAGAGCCUGUGUCUUUUAACGAAUUUUCGGAGAUAUCCGGGAGUUCUUACUCCUGGAUGGCGCCAAAGAAUCUGUUUUAUAGGGAAACCUCCGCUGCCAUUGCUACACUUGUGGGAGCUGUCUCUUAGCGAAACAUCGGCUACCGCUUCAAAACUUCCAGAAGGCGCCUUUUUUUUUUUUUUUCAAGUAUCAAUGAGAAGAAUGGUAGGGUCAAAACGCCUCGAAGACUCAACCUUCUUUCUCUUCCCUCGUUCUUUUGUGCCAUCGUUGCCUUUUCUGCUAUACCAAGACGUGCCCUCCCCAGCAGUCUGGUCUUCUAUACUCAUCAAUAAACACACGACUUCGAA
Ixodes scapularis (black-legged tick) is the source of this 2313-nucleotide messenger RNA. RefSeq names its product 17-beta-hydroxysteroid dehydrogenase type 6. The transcript is spliced from 6 exons. Lineage: Eukaryota; Metazoa; Arthropoda; Arachnida; Ixodida; Ixodidae. The coding region runs from base 505 to 1485 and encodes 326 amino acids. Gene Ontology annotation, molecular function: oxidoreductase activity. The record is from RefSeq and is a predicted model, not a curated record.